This is a messenger RNA of Paracoccidioides lutzii Pb01, 927 nucleotides long. RefSeq lists its product as hypothetical. The record is from RefSeq and is a predicted model, not a curated record. Bases 1 to 927 code for a protein of 308 amino acids. The transcript has a single exon.
AUGCAGCGCAUUGACGAUCGCCUUGCUCUCCAUGAUUUGAAGCUCUUGUCGAGCGAGGCUCUUCUCUCACGCAGAUACAGACGAUCGAUAACGGAGGGGAUGGACCCUUCCGAGCUGUCAAUUGUUACAGUCCAGCUCUCUGCCUUUGAAGGAAAGCAGCUCCCGUCUCGAUCUGGAUCAUCACAGACGACCACCAUCAGACGUCCUGAUAAGCAUCGCACACGGUUGGGGAUCCCAUACGCUUCUCCUGCACAUCACAACCGGCAACCUUAUGUCCAGUCUAUGGUCGUUAGGAAAUCAAGGAGCUUCGUCCCACUUUCUAAUCCUACAAGCCCAUCUUCCAAAAUCAUGACACCAUCCUCCUCAGGGUCCCCCACACCACUGACACCAUACUCGCAAGAGCCAACCAAAGUCAGGACAGACCAGAUGAGCAGACUCAACAAACCCACUACCCCACUAACGGCCGCGAGUAAUUCCAGCAGCAGCACCAGCAGCGCCAGAAGUGCCAGCAACAGUAGUAGGAACAGCAGCACCAGCACUCAAAAGACAGAACUCUUAAUCACAACCGAAAUGCCAUCCGAACCAUCCACCAUGAAACCCAAUGCGCCGGUACCCACUCCGGAAGGGAACAGACCAGCUUCCCAAAAACAGCCGCGACUAAUGAAGAAUCUCAUCCCACCGCUCACCAAAGUCCAUUUCUCCUGCUACCAAUCCCAUCGUUAUUUCGCAGCCUCAAACAACUCCGUCUAUCCCGUGCCAUGCAUGGCUUGUCUGAAAGAAGACCAAUUGCUUCGCUGGCGAUGCACAUUCUGCUGCCUGCGAAUCUGCCGCGAAUGCAUGCAGACUAUUCAGAAGUGCAAGCGGCGGUCACUCAAAGAGCUUAUGGAAUGUCUCGUGCGCGCCUUAGAAGCUGCUGGAGGUGCAUAA